AUGUCUCUUUACGAAGCAUCCGGAAGCGGUCCAUCCGCACCAGACCAUCGACGCAAAUGGGACAGAGAAGAGUACGAGCGAAAGGCUCGUGAACGAAUUCUGGCCGAACGUGAGGCCGAAGAGCAAACCAAAAAGAAAACAACUUAUAAAUUUCCUGACGAACAUAAAGUUAAACGCGAGCUGUUGAAAGCUCGUGAAUAUAAGGUAGAUUUGGAAUCGAAAGUGGGUCGAACGGUAGUGAUAAACAAGACAACGCCGUCAGCAGAGACCGGUGGAUAUUACUGCGAUGUUUGCGAUUGUGUGGUUAAGGAUUCGAUCAAUUUUUUGGAUCAUAUUAAUGGAAAGAAUCAUCAGAGGAACAUGGGAAUGAGCAUGAAAAUCAAGAGAAGCACACUCGAUGAUGUCAGGAAGAGAUUCUCGUAUAAGAAGGCUGAAGCCGAAGUGAAAAAGAAAGAAUAUGAUAUACAGGAACGCAUGGAAGAAAUUAAAGAAGAGGAGGCUCGAAUGGCUGACUAUAAACGAGCGAAGAGACAAGAGCAACGAAAGCGAAAAAGAGGACCUGAGGUUGAGGUUCAAGAAGAUGAUGAAGUUGCGGCUAUGAUGGGUUUUGGAGGGUUUGGCACAACAAAAAAAUGA
This is a messenger RNA of Anisakis simplex (herring worm), 636 nucleotides long. NCBI's taxonomy places the organism in Eukaryota, Metazoa, Nematoda, Chromadorea, Rhabditida, Anisakidae. The record is from the annotation of a GenBank genome assembly.